AAUGCUAGACGGCCGUUAAGAAAGCGGUUGUGUGCUAAACAUUGUACGGGAAGUAAUAUCGAGAACCGUGUACAAGGAAUUUCAACGAAACAGUCAUUUUAUUUAUUUUAAUAUUACAUUGUUAGUGUAUAGUGUUGUAGUGUUAUAAAAUUUACAUUUAACGUGAGUACAUGCUUGAAAGAAGCCGUGUCUUUUGUUCAUGUCGAACGACAUGCAAUGUGAAUACUAACAUUGAAUUAUCAGUGCCGUUUGACUUGUGUACAAGACAUUUCACAAUUGAAUUCAAUAUCGCGUCGUGUUCUGCAGUUCUUGCGUUUAAUAAAACUGUUAAGUUUGUGAUUAUAAUUGUGAAAAUAUUAUGAGAAUGUCAAGUCCAAGAAGUAUCAAUAGUUCUGUUCGCGAAGGAACUCGUGUAGUGCUUCGAGAGACCACUGCAUCCCUUCAUAAUUCGUCGCCUAUGCAACUUCCUCGUAAGAGUGGCGGCGACAACGCAGCAUCAAAAAAUGCAGAGCAUGAGGUGAAGGUCCGAUUCGCCCGCGAGUUCACCGACGUUGGAUCGAUCACCUAUUCGGCACCGGAGAGUCUGUCCUCUGCAAGCAGUUUUCAAAGUCUCAGCAGUACUUUAAGCACGAAAAGCAAUAGUGGUAUCUAUGCGGAUUUCAUCCCUCAGAGCCCUAGCCAGGUUCCGAAUGAUUCGUACGUCAAUUCGAAUAUAUCUGGUUUGGAGGACCUAAUUGCCGGUUGUGCAGAGAUACAUCUAAACAGCGACGACGAUCAUUCGUAUAGGACUCUUCAGAACUCGGAAGAUUUCAGUCAGGAUCAGACGUUUGCAUCUGCCACCGAUCAACCGGCCAAUGUCAGCAAAAAUCUCUCGCAUAACAUUUCCUUAACGAACUCUCAGAAUGCCGUGGUGGAGGUCGUCGAUGAUAAUUUGACAACAUGUGAAUCUAUGUCUGCGCCAAUUAAUUCUACCGAAGUGAUUGAUGAUGAAGCUACUUUUGGUACCAUCUGCAUUAAGGAACCUGUAGCGAUUGUAGAAUCAAACAGAAGGAAUAGUUUUAUACGAUUAGAGACGGUACAGAGAUCGAGCUCUCCUAACAAGAGCGACUUAAGCAGUAGUGAUCAUCAAACGAACAACAACUCUGUUGAUGAUAGUGAUAAGAUUCCACUACCGUCUAAUAUAAAGAUAUCUAAUUUCAAUUCAACGACGUGCUUAUCAUCUAAUAAAGAAAUUACAAACGUCUCUAAGAAAGAGGAACCUAGAUUAAUAGAAAAUAUCCCUGUUGAUGAGAGUUCAUUGCCAUGUAACAUACAGGAAUGUAACUUAAAUUCAACGACGUGCUUGUCAUCUAAUAAAGAAAUUACAAACGUCUCUAAGAAAGAGGAACCUAGAGUAAUAGAAAAUAUCCCCGUUGAUGAAAGUUCAUUGCCAUGCAACAUACAGGAAUGUAACUUAAAUUCAAUGACUUGCUUGUCAUCUAAUAAAGAAAUUACAAACGUCUCUAAGAAAGAGGAACCUAGAUUAAUAGAAAAUAUCCUUGUUGAUGAGAGUUCAUUGUCAUGCAACAUACAGGAAUGUAACUUAAAUUUGACGGUAUGCUUGUCACCUAAUAAAGAAGUUACGAAUGUUUCUAAGGAGAUAGAAAACAAUUCCAUUGGUGAUGUCGGUGAGAUUUUAGUAUUACGCAACAUAGUGGAAUCUAAUUUAAAUUCGACGAUGUGUUUGUCACCUAAUAAAGAAGUUACAAAUGAUACUAAAAAAGAAGAAUCUAGAUCGAUAGAGAACAAUGUUAUUGAUGAUAUUUAUGAGAUUCCAGUGUCAUGCAGCAUAGAGGAAUCUAACUUAAAUUCGACAAUGUGCUUGUCGCAUAAUAAAGAAGUUACAAAUGAUCCUAAAAAAGAAGAUUCUAGAUCGAUAGAGAACAAUGUUAUUAAUGAUAUUGAUGAGAUUCUAGUGUCACGCAUAGUGGAGUUUAAUUUAAAUUCGACGGUGUGUUUGUCACCUAAUAAAGAAGUUACAAAUGUUCCUAAGAAAGAAGAAUCUAGAUCGAUAGAGAACAAUGUUAUUGAUGAUAUUGAUGAGAUUUCAGUGUCACGCAGCAUAGAGGAAUCUAACUUAAAUUCGACAAUGUGCUUCUCACCUAAUAAAGAGGUUGCAAAUAUUUCUCAGAAAGAAGAAUCUAGAUCGAUAGAGAACAACUUUAUUGAUAAGAUUCCCGUGUCAUGCAGUCCAGAGAAUUCUAGUUUAAAUUCAAUGGUAUGCUUGUUAUCUAAUAAAGAAGUUGCAAAUGUUUUUAAGAAAGAAGAAUCCAGAUCGAUAGAGAACAACUUUAUUGAUUACAUUGAUAAAAUUCCUGUGCCACGCAACCCAGAGGAUUCUAGUUUAAAUUCGACGAUGUGCUUGUCACCUAAUCGAGAAAUUACACAUGUAUCUAAGAAAGAGGAAUCUAGUUCGAUAGAGAACAACUUUAUUAAUGACAUUGAUAAGAUUUCAGCGCCACGCAAUCAAGAGGAUUCUAGUUUAAAUUCAACGAUGUGCUUGUCACCUAAUAAAGAAAGUACACAUGUUUCUAAGGAAGAGGAACUUAAUCCGAUAGAAAACAAUUUAGCUGAAAUAGCUAAAGAGGAGUUAGAUACAUUGAACAUCGAACAACCAAAUUUUGAGGAACUACAAUCUGCUGCUGAACAAUUCGCUAAUGAUGUUUAUAAAUCUUCGUUACAAUUCUCAGAAGAAAACGAGCCUUUCAUCAACGCGACAUCCGAAAUCUUUCAAGAUCCUAUGAGUUUUGAUUUUUUGAUAAAACAUGGUAAUUCGAAAACUGUCAAUCGUUUGAGGGCUGAAUCCUUGUAUGUAAAAUUUGAUCCAUUGGUAGCGGAUACCAGUAUUUCUACUCAAGGAAAUACACAAUUCAUAAAGGAAAAACAAAACGAUAAAAAUGAAAGCAUUAUGAAUAUUGAUACUCCUGAACGUACUUCAGUGAAUUUUAACACUCCCAAAUGUAAUCCUGCCAUAGCAGCUAUAGAUAGGCUACUUUUUUAUAGCCCUAUUUCUACAAAUAUGACGCCAAAAAUAAAUAAACUUCAAGAAAAAGAGACAAGCACAAAUCAGUCUGCAAAAGAGUCCGAAUCAGACACUCCGCUUAUUAUCGAUGUUAAUAUGAAUAAGGAAUUAGAAUUAGUAAGAUCAACCGUAUUACAACUAGAAGAAAAAUUAGAGAAACAGAGGAAAGAGUAUGAAGCUGAAAUAGAAAAUCAAAAGAAUGCUUUUCAAGAAAAAAUUAACAAAUUACAAACACAAAUAGUGCAAGAGAUAAAAAGUAAAUCUCAAAUGACAGUCGUGAUCGAAGAAUAUGAAAAAUCGAUUAGUCGAAUACUUACAGAGAGAGAAAGAGAUCGUGUGAAUUUAGAACAAGAAAAAGCAAAACUUCAAGAAGAACUGCAAGCUACAAAUGUUCAUUUAAACAACACAGAAGCCGCUUUCAACGAUGUUCAUCAAAAGUAUGAAAGGCUUAAAGGAUUCGUAUCCGUAUAUAAAAGUAAUGAAACACUAUUGAAAGAGAGCAUCCGAGAGAACCUGGAUACAAUAAAAGGUUUGGAAAUGCGAUACGAUCAACUGAAGAAUCAUGCGAAAACUGAACUUGAAAAAGCUAACUAUGAAUUGGAUGCUAUACGAAAACAGCAUGAAGAUGAAACAACAAAACUUCAUGCAUUAGUAAGAAGAGCGGAAUUAAAGAGUAACUCUUUGGCUGAAUUGGUAGAUCAAAAAACUAAAGAAAAUAAAGAGCUAACGCAGAUAUUGGACGAAGUGAUUGCCAGGGUUGGUCAUCAAAGUCCAGAGUAAAAAAAUGGAAAAUUAAACAAAAGUUAUAAAUGCAACGCGAUUAAUCUUUAUUUUUAUUCGGCUAAACAUACAUACAGUAUGCAGCUGAAAAUUAUGUAUGAGCAGACAUUAAAUAAUU
Frieseomelitta varia is the source of this 3959-nucleotide messenger RNA. RefSeq names its product intracellular protein transport protein USO1-like (gene tacc). Gene Ontology annotation, cellular component: cytoplasm. The coding region runs from base 359 to 3841 and encodes 1160 amino acids. The record is from RefSeq and is a predicted model, not a curated record. Lineage: Eukaryota; Metazoa; Arthropoda; Insecta; Hymenoptera; Apidae. Gene Ontology annotation, biological process: mitotic spindle organization; cell population proliferation. The transcript has 6 exons.